Messenger RNA from Chaetomium globosum CBS 148.51, 387 nucleotides. RefSeq lists its product as uncharacterized. The transcript is spliced from 3 exons. The record is from RefSeq and is a predicted model, not a curated record. NCBI's taxonomy places the organism in Eukaryota, Fungi, Ascomycota, Sordariomycetes, Sordariales, Chaetomiaceae. Bases 1 to 387 code for a protein of 128 amino acids.
AUGCUCAAGUCGUAUCUACUUUCGUGUCUCCUCCUGGAGGCGGCAACCGCCCAAUGGUUCACACGUCGUCCAACACCAACACCAACACGUGUCGCCCCACCGUCGGCAACCCAGUCGCUUUAUGGUCAAUGGCCAACAAUAUGUCCACCGGGGGCAUAUUGCAAGUUUGACGGAAACAUUUGGUAUGAGCAGUGCGUCGCUAUCGAAACAGAUGGCGGGGGCCAGCCCAGCACCCGGACCGCGACCACUGUCGUCACCGUCGGACCAACAGUGGUGACCACCUUCAUCACCUACCUGACCCCGAAGCCGACUACGACGAGGCCGGCGCAGGUUGUCACCAUCACUGUAGUGCCCGACGAUCCGUGUGACCAUGAAUAUCUGUGUUAG